This is a messenger RNA of Beta vulgaris subsp. vulgaris (sugar beet), 1612 nucleotides long. RefSeq names its product protein REVEILLE 8. The transcript has 9 exons. Gene Ontology annotation, molecular function: DNA binding. The record is from RefSeq and is a predicted model, not a curated record. Lineage: Eukaryota; Viridiplantae; Streptophyta; Magnoliopsida; Caryophyllales; Amaranthaceae. Bases 59 to 1195 code for a protein of 378 amino acids.
AAUACACAAAACAGUUGAAUGGCUGACAAUCACUCAAACUCAUACCUGAUACCUCAACAUGAGGAGGAGAGAGAGAGUUAUAGAUAUUACUGCCAACCUCUCUAACUUGGUUUUUUUUCCACCCACAUAUUUUUUUCAAAAAAAGGCCCCCUCCAUUUUCACCCCCACCCCCACUUUCAUGGUGGGGUUUUUGUUUUUCUUCCUUCAUUCUCACAACCUCUCAUUCUUUGCUAUUACUACUACUUGUUCUUGUAAUUCUUGUUGUUGUUGUUGUUGUUGUUGUUGUCGCACGAUAUCUAUAUUUAUUAUGAACGCCGUGCAGUCGAAUACGGCGUCUUCUACGUCUUCGGGAGCGGCGGGGGGAGAAAAUUUGUCAUCUGGGAAGAAAGUGAGGAAGCCGUAUACUAUUACUAAGUCUCGUGAGAGUUGGACUGAAGAAGAACAUGACAAGUUUCUUGAAGCUCUUCAACUGUUUGAUCGUGAUUGGAAGAAAAUUGAAGAUUUUGUCGGUUCAAAAACUGUGAUUCAGAUUCGCAGCCAUGCUCAGAAAUAUUUUUUGAAAGUUCAAAAGAAUGGUACAGUAGCUCAUGUGCCACCACCUCGGCCUAAGCGGAAGGCAGCUCAUCCUUACCCCCAAAAAGCGCAAAAAAAUGUGUCAAUGCUUCCACAAACAGCCAUCGCUUAUUCUGCUUCCUUCAACACCAUUGCACCUGGAUAUCCUGCAUGGAGUGAUGGUUCAGCUCUCACGAAUCCUGUCACAAGUGGAAUCAUGCCAUCCCAAGAUGACUAUAAUCUCAAUAUUACCGAAGAUGUUGGAAAGAAGGGCUAUCCUAGAAUAACGAGCAACUCUACAAGUGGAAUUGGGAGCUCAAGCAGAUCUUUACCAGCUUCUGAGCUACCAAAGCAAGAAAAAGGCCCUGUACUUCAUGGUUUACCAGAUUUCGCAGAGGUUUAUAGCUUCAUAGGGAGUGUUUUUGACCCGGAUACAAAGGGUCAUGUGCGAAAGCUCAAAGAGAUGGAUCCAAUCAAUUUUGAAACAGUAUUGUUACUUAUGCGGAACCUCACUAUGAACCUGUCGAGCCCUGAUUUUGAGCCGAUUAGGAAUGUCCUGUCAUCCUAUGAUACCACCUCCAAAAAUGUAACACUUGCUGCUGGUGGUGUUGCCAAAAACCAGCCAGCUGAUGUGUCUUGUUAAGCUGGAAAAGCAUUUGAAAUAUUAGUAUAUGCACAAUGAUUGAAAGCUCAGAGACGCCAAAGAAGCCACUUUUUGUCAAGUUGGGUUCGAUCAAAUAAAAGCCUUCUCUGUUCCUGCCUGGGACUUGCAUGAUUAUCUGAUAGCUGAUUUACCUAUGUAUAUUCUCUAAAGCUUUUGUAGAGCAUAGUCCUUUUUUCUCUCUUUUCAUCUGUCUCUACGUUGUAAUUUUUAUAGUAUAUAUAGUUUUUCCUUUCUCUUUUGUGGAUUGGAGUUGGAGAGAGCAGCAAUUGCGCGUUGACUCCAAAUGUAAUGCCUAGAUAUUUAGGAUGUAUCAGUGUAUCACAUAUCCAUUUUUGGAAAUCCUAGUUACGAUUUUAUUUAAUUAUUUAUUUAAUAAAUCACUCACAAGCUUGAAUA